AUGACGUCGAAUCAAGAUCAAAUUCCCAACUUCUGCAACCAAGGCUAUUUAGGGUUUAGGGGUGGGGAUGAUGAAAUCAAUCCCAAAUAUAUUGAAAUCAAAGCUAGGGGCAGUCAUCAGUUGGGGGGAUUUCCCAUCUCCAACUUCAACAAUAAAUUUGAUGUGGGUGAAUCGCGCCUUGCUAAAAUCAAAGCUAAGAUCUCUGUGGAGGACUUUGACUACUUGAAGGGAUUUGCCAACUCCAACAAAAGAAUUGAUGAGGACGACCCACGCCUCGUUAAAAUCAGAGCUAAGAUCUCGGAGGAGGACGCUGACUACUUGAAGGGACUUGCCAACAAAAGUUCUGGUGUGAACAACACGGGCUUCGCUAAUAAUGGUAGGACGGCCAACAGAUUCGGGCCCCGAUUUUUAGACAACAAUGUCGGUGCUAACCCUCCCACUGCCCAAUUUAUGGACAACAAUGUCGCAACAUUAGGAUGGCCUGGGUUGCCCAUAGCAGAUCUUGAGUUGGAGUUGGAGUUGGCAAAUCCCGCAACGUCCUCCUCCGAGAUCUUACCUUUGAUUUUAGCGAGGCCUGGGUCGUCCACAUCAAUUCUUUUGUUGGGGGCAAUCCCUUCAAGUAGUCAAAGUCCUCCACAGAGAUCUUAG
Prunus armeniaca (apricot) is the source of this 648-nucleotide messenger RNA. The record is from the annotation of a GenBank genome assembly. NCBI's taxonomy places the organism in Eukaryota, Viridiplantae, Streptophyta, Magnoliopsida, Rosales, Rosaceae.